Crotalus tigris (Tiger rattlesnake) is the source of this 4322-nucleotide messenger RNA. It is a transcript of the gene VASH2, whose product is annotated as vasohibin 2. The coding region runs from base 530 to 1636 and encodes 368 amino acids. Gene Ontology annotation, cellular component: cytoplasm. The transcript has 9 exons. The record is from RefSeq and is a predicted model, not a curated record. Gene Ontology annotation, biological process: regulation of angiogenesis. NCBI's taxonomy places the organism in Eukaryota, Metazoa, Chordata, Lepidosauria, Squamata, Viperidae.
GUCCGCCCCUCUUUGUUGCGGCGCCCAAUGGGCACGUUCCGAAUGUCGCCAGCUGCCGGGUAACAUGGUUACAUGUCAGAGAGUAACAUUUGAUCAUGGAACAUGGACUAAGGCGAAGGCGUCGGAGUCAGCUGCAGGAGCAGCAUCAGCCGCAGCCGCCUGGAGAGGCUCCGGUGCAAUGAAUCCUCUGGCGAUCGGUGCUCAUCAUCCCCAGCCACCCUGGAUUGUACCACUACACAGUACUGCCUGGGGAUAAUAGAAGUUGUAGUUUGGCGUGGCUGGAAAGCACUUGGUGGGAAGGUUGAGCUUGGCUGCUUGAUGCUGCUGAUACCAUGUUGUUCUCCACUCCUUGUGUCUUUGUAGAUCCUGCUUGUAUAAGGAACAAGCUCUCCACCACCUGCUUGGUGGCUGCUAGCAAGCAGUUUCAUGCCAGGCUCAUUCAUUCGGCAGGAGCAGGGGGCAGAAUGGAGCAGGCUUGCUUGACGGGACACUGACCAGGGUCAGACUGCUGGUUCCUUUAGAGCUCACAAUGACUGGCUCUGGCUCCAAAGCUGCUCACAAUUCCCACCCCAAGGGAGACAAAGGGGGCCGCUCCAGAAGCUCUCACACUCGGACGCUCAGUACUGCCAACAAUGGGGGCUCAGAAGAGGAGGAUAAAGAUGGAGGAGCAGUAUUCCUUGUCAACAAGAGCGGUUUUCCAAUUGAUGGGCAGACCUGGGAGAGAAUGUGGGGGCAUGUGGCGAAGGUCCACCCUUCGGGCAGAGAGAUGGUGGAGGCUAUAAGGAGUGCUGCUUUCCUUACAAAACCUUCUGUGCCGUCGGUGCCAAAUUACAAGGCUUCCAUGAUGAUCCCAGACUGGCUUCAGGCAAUACAGAAUUACAUGAAGAUGCUGCAAUAUAACCAUACGGGAACUCAGUUCUUCGAAAUUAGGAAAUCAAGACCUCUAAGUGGGCUAAUGGAAUCAGCAAAAGAAAUGACCAGGGAAUCUUUGCCAAUCAAAUGCCUUGAAGCAGUUAUCCUAGGGAUAUACUUAACCAAUGGGCAGCCUUCCGUGGAACGAUUCCCAAUCAGCUUUAAAUCCCACUUCUCAGGGAGCAAUUUUCAUCAUGUGGUGCUUGGAAUUUAUUUCAAUGGCCGAUAUGGAUCACUGGGCAUGAGCCGAAGGUCAGAGUUGAUGGACAAGCCCUUAAUCUACCGAACUCUGAGUGACCUCAUCUUUGAAUUUGAAGACUCCUAUAAAAAGUACUUACACUCUGUUAAAAAAGUGAAGAUUGGAUUGUAUGUCCCUCAUGAGCCUCACAGUUUUCAGCCCAUCGAAUGGAAGCAGUUGGUGCUUAAUAUGUCAAAGAUGAUGCGGACAGAGAUAAGGAAGGAGUUAGAGAAAUAUGCCAGGGACAUGAGGAUGAAGAUUUUGAAACCUGCAAGUGCCCAUUCUCCAGUCAAGCAGAGAUCCCGAGGAAAGUCCUUGUCCCCUCGACGAAGACAAGCCAGCCCUCAGAGGCGGACCUGUCGAAGAGACAAAUCGCAGAAACUGAGUCCUAUUCGGCUAUCAGGAGUCUUCAGGCCAGCUGUUUUGGACAAAAACGUGGGUGACCUUUCUACAUUGAAUGAAGUCGGUUACCAGCUACGCAUCUGAGAAAACCAGAAGCCCAACCAGAUGGCUUCUGGAGUGUUUCUUGCCGCACUUUACCCUGUGAUAUGUGGGGGGAGGGGUGGGAAGCUGUGACUAUUUAUUAUGAACAUGUAAGGUUUUUAUUUAUGAUCUCACCAAGAAAGUAGGAAUCCUAGAAGUGACUAUGGUGGUAUUUUUUUUUUUUUUUUAUGUUUCAAUUCAGGAAGUGGAAUCAAGGAAAAGAGAAAUUAGAAACCGUCUUCAGCUGUGAUAAUACUAUUACUCUCCAUCAAGUUGAAAAAUAUGUGUGUGUUGGGGAUACUAGUGUGGUUUGGUUUUCUUUUGGACGGAAAUUACUGUUUCUGUGGUGGCUCUCUUUUCUGUUGGCUUGGAGCAUCGUGUGGUGUUGUAGGAAUUAGGAAAGACAAUGCUGGAAGUAUUUUUCUCCAUGGUAUUUAAAAAGGCUGGGAGGGGGGUGGUAAGCUGCAGUCAGAAAAAGGCAUGGCCCGGCAUCAACUUUGCUUGUCUGAGUCUCAUUGAAAAGAAUGAAGUUUGCAACCCUAUGAUCCCUUUUAGUGGAGCUUAACAAAACAGAAAUUGCUGCCGGACCUCAUUCAACGUGACAUUCAGCAAUAAAAUAUCAAGAGUUUAUGUGAUCGGGGUUUCUUUUUAUUUUUCUUCAAAAUAUCAACAUUACCUCAAGAAUCUUUACUACAAAUAUGCAAAACUAACAGUAUUUUGAUUUUGUAAUGGAUUUGUACUGUGUUCCCAGUUUUUUCUGGUAGCAGAGCCCACCCCUUCUGCCUUAUGUGCAUGUGUACAGUGAAGGAAUUUCAAGUAUUAUGAUAAGGAGGUCUCUUUAAAAGCACUGAAGUCUUCUGUUUAAGAUUGAACAAACUGUUGAAGUUAAUUGCCUACCUUAAAAAAAUCCCUGAUUCAAUAAUGAUUUCACAAGAAGCAAAUAGCCAACCUUUUGCAGUAUUUUUUGUCAUGUAGUCUUAACCUCCGUGGUCAAAGCACAAAUGGUUCUGGUGUGAAUCCAUGUGGUCUUGUAUACAAAACAAGCCCAGAAUCUGCCAGUACUAAUCCUGUUCUCUGUACGUUACUGGUGCUUCACAUGUAUAAUAGGCAUUUUCCAUUUUGCUUUGAGAGCAUUCUUCAGAAUAGAAAAAAAGGGGAAAUUUUGGAUCACGCUGAAGACUAGAGUUCAUUGUUUUGUACAGAUGACCAGUGUAGUAAAAGUCAAUUUGUGUGUUUAAUCCUUUAAAACAAUACCAGAAUCUUAAGAAUGCACUACUCUUUGUGUUAUGCUGAUGUCUUAACAUCUGUUAUCAUAAUCAAACAUUCCACUUGAAGUUAUGGUCAGUGUGCUUGAAGAAAACAACCAUCUAUAGACAUUGAAUUCAAAUCAAAGUGAAUAAAUAAAUCCAUGCCCAGAGGAAAGUAUCUUCACAAUGCAGCAAGGAUAUGUUAUUUUGGAUAAAAGAUAAAUUAAUUAGCUUGUUCCCUGGGGAUGGGGGAAGCUGCUGGAUAACUGUGAACUGAUGCAGAUCUAACACUAGUUACCAUAUCUGGAUUGCAAAAUCUAGAAGGCCAUCAGAUGGCUUUAAAUUGAUGUUCUUUGAUGCCAUCUAAUGGUCAUCUAGAAUUCUGUAACCCAGAUAUGAUAAUCCUAUCCUCUUCACUUAUUGUAAUCAUGUAAAUAAGUAAAGAGGCAAGAGCAUAGUAGCUCAGCAUAACUCACUAGUUUUGUUACAUGUAUCCCAAAGCAAUGUUAAUUUAAUGUAACCAGAUUCACUCAAAAUAUAUAACUUCCUAUCUAGAGCCUAACCAUAAUAUAAGUUUCUAGUAUACAAGUUAAGAGAUCAGAGUGGUAUGUGAGUGCAUUUCUCAACUAGCAACUCAUAGUAUCUUCUAGAAUCAGCCAUUCCUUGUGCCAAAGUAACAGCAAUAAGAACAAGACUUUCUAUUAUUUCUGUGAUGGUUGCUAUGAAGACAAAGUGAUGAGCAACUACCAUGGAAAUAAUUAGGUCUGUGUGAGAAUGGUGGGACUUCAUAUUCAUAGACAAAGAAAGCCACAUCCAGCGCAUGAUACUACCCUGCUAAAAGUAAAUGGAGGAAAAGAAUAGUUUUCAUGUAGUAGAAGUGAUGGAUCUUAUAUUUCAGCUUUUGAGAUUGGGUUCCUGGUAAAUUCUAACUUACUGAUAACCUAAAGCAAUUUUUUAAAGUAAGUGUUUGGAAUCGAUUGAAGAAAAAAAUGCUAAUUUAAAAAAUAGCAUUUUUUUGGUAAUCAAUGACUAUCUAUUAUGAAACCCCUAACGGUGAUUUUGCUUUUUAAAAUUGAUAUUUAUUAUGUAUUUGAAGUGUUUGAGCAUAAUCCUUUAUGGAAUUUGCUUGCACCAGUUUUCUCAAGAUUAAUGGGCAUGAUGCAGGAAAAAUAUGACCAGAUUUUAGCUAUCUUUCCAAACCCUUUUUAUCCUUUGUAUCCAGGACUAUGGUUUUCCUUCUGUACACAUACAUUCUAGAGCAACAUGUACCCAUCUUUUUUAAAAAUUUUAAAAAUUGUGAGUUUGGUGACUAAGCUUGUAUUGUCAUUACUUUGUCAAAUGGGAUUCUGUUUCAAAUAUGAAGCAUGCAUGAUUUUUUUCUUUUCUUAUCACAUGUAUGUUUUGUGCAGCAUGAAACUUUAAUAAAAUGUCUUAGAAGACUC